This is a messenger RNA of Megalobrama amblycephala (Wuchang bream), 2082 nucleotides long. RefSeq lists its product as uncharacterized. Gene Ontology annotation, molecular function: aspartic endopeptidase activity, intramembrane cleaving. Gene Ontology annotation, cellular component: cytoplasmic side of endoplasmic reticulum membrane; Golgi-associated vesicle membrane; lysosomal membrane. Gene Ontology annotation, biological process: membrane protein proteolysis. The coding region runs from base 137 to 1741 and encodes 534 amino acids. The transcript is spliced from 17 exons. NCBI's taxonomy places the organism in Eukaryota, Metazoa, Chordata, Actinopteri, Cypriniformes, Xenocyprididae. The record is from RefSeq and is a predicted model, not a curated record.
GUGAUCGAGCGUCUGAACGCGGAAGAGGAAGUGAAAGCAUUUAUCGUCCCUGUAAACAUGACAGAAGCGAAACUUGUAAAGUGAGUUGAGGAUUUUGAGGCGAUUUUGAGUUAAACACGACUGCAGAAACUCAGUGAUGGCGGUGAAAGAGUCGAUGUUCCUCCUGCUGCUGCUCUUCUUCUCUCAGGUCGACGGUCAGGAGGCGAUUCUGCGCGUGUCGAAUGGAUCUACAGUCCGGGAAUACUGUCUGGUGUUCAACUCCAGCUGGAGCAACAUCUCCCAGAGCCCGACUGAAGCUGUGGGCUAUCCGCUGGUGAACCUGACGUCCAGUCAGCUGUGUGAUGCGAGUCAUGUGACCCCGGGCUCUGUGAAGGGUAAGGCCGUGGUGGUGAUGCGCGGAGGCUGUGAGUUCAGUCAGAAAGCUCUGGUCGCUCAGAGUCUGGACGCGUCUGUGCUUCUGAUCGCCAGCAAUACUGAUCUGGUGACGCCAGCGGCCAACGAGUCCGAGUACAGCAAGGUGAAGAUUCCUCUGGCCCUGCUGAGAUACCGGGACGUCCUGGACGCUCUGAAGGUGUUUCCUCAGGGAAUGGAGGUGAGGUUAUACGCUCCACCUGUGCCGCCGUUUGACGCCAGCAUCAUCGUUAUGUUGUUGAUCGCCGUGUUUACGGUGACCAUGGGCGGAUUCUGGAGCGGAGCAGCAGAAAAGGCGAGGCAGGCCGCGGGUCCGUCGUCUGAGGCGGGCGACGGCCGGUCCGACAGCGGCGAGCUCUCGCUCUACUCUCCUCUGAAGGUGCUGCUGUUCGUGGCCAUGAUGUGUGUGAUGCUGGUGCUGAUGUACUUCUUCUACAAGUGGCUGGUGUAUGUGAUCAUCGUCAUAUUCUGCCUGGCGUCAGCAUCGGCGCUCUAUAACUGCCUGGAUUCUCUGAUGACGGCUGUGGGCUGCGGGACGCUCAGUGUGUCCUUCCGUGAGAGAAGCGUGUCUGUGCGGUCGCUGCUGCUUGCCGCCGUCUGCAUCACACUGUCCGUGAUCUGGGGCGUGUACAGGAAUGACGACAGGUGGAUCUGGAUUCUUCAGGAUCUGUUGGGCAUCGCGUUCUGCCUGAACUUCCUGAAAACCAUCAGCCUGUCCAACUUUAAGAUCUGUGUGAUUCUGCUGAGUCUGCUGCUCCUCUACGACGUCUUCUUCGUCUUCAUCACGCCGUUCCUGACGCCUAAUGGAGAAAGCAUCAUGGUGCAAGUCGCUCUCGGUCCGGGCGCAGGUGGAGGAAAGGGUGGUGGCAAGGGGGUGGUGGUUCCAGCUGACCCGACGUCCUCCUAUGAGAAGUUGCCUGUAGUGAUGCGUAUCCCACAGUUCUCUGCGGUGGCUCAGAACCUGUGUAUGAUGCAGUUCUCCAUUCUGGGCUACGGUGACAUCAUCAUACCAGGGCUGUUGGUGGCGUACUGCCACAGGUUUGACGUGUGGAAGGGAAACUCCAGAAGAACCUACUUCAUCUCCUGUGCUGUCGCGUACGCCGUGGGUCUCGUGGUGACUUUUGCGGUCAUGCUGGUGUCUAAGAUGGGUCAGCCCGCUCUGCUCUACCUGGUUCCCUGUACGCUCCUCACCAGCUCCAUCCUGGCCUCCGUGCGCAAGGAGUUCAAAGAGUUCUGGGCCGGUACCAGCUGUAAGGUUCUGGACGAGUCUAGGAAGCCCUUAUUAUCAGAUGGAGCCGCUGGAUACGCCGGAGAAGUGAGGAACUGCUGAGGGAUCCGUGACUGACCCGUGUUCCCUCUGACACGUGCUGCAAGCGACAUGCCAACUGUAAAUCUUCAUGAUGAUUUGAUGGGAAUAAUGAGCGUUGCUUCUGACUGAUGAAGCAGCAUCACCAUCAUCAUCAUCAUCACACUGGGACACUUUACUAAAAUAUCAGACUGUCUGAAAAUGAUUCUUUAAGGGGCCUUAAAUUACCAGAUCAACCUGCUGUUUUUUGGUCUUUCACUUUUUUUUAUGUGAUAAUUUUAUAACCUAAUGUUUGAAAUAUUCCACAAAACAGUAAUGAAGUUUACUCUUUUUCUUUGUCAUUAAAUACAAAUAUGAAAACAAAA